Messenger RNA from Oikopleura dioica, 864 nucleotides. NCBI's taxonomy places the organism in Eukaryota, Metazoa, Chordata, Appendicularia, Copelata, Oikopleuridae. The record is from the annotation of a GenBank genome assembly.
AUGCGACCUGUUGGACAAGCAAAUGGCCCGAGAGAGGAUCAAUCCCAAAUCCAAGCCGCAUCUGCUAAUUUCGCUCGUGCUUUCAUCAGAAAACGCAUCGAACUCGGCGACGAAAACGAGCUGCUCUCCCGCUCGGGUUUCUUCACCGAUUACACAACCAAAGCCAUGCAAGAAUUGAAAAUUGCAGGCGUGAAGGGAACCCCAGUUCUCGGCGUUUCUGGCUUUACCCGAAUCGUGAGGGAGAUUUUUCCUACUACCCAGGUGCUAAACGACAGCCACAAUCGACAGAGCUUCGUUGGCAUUCGCAUAAAAAAAGGGGACUUGUGGCUCGAAAUUGAAUUCAACACCUACUGCAGCUUCUACAACAGCGAAAAAAGAGCAUAUUCACCGUCGUCUUUGGCGAAUUUUUCGAAGAAUGCAAAAUACCGAACCCUGUUCACAAAGAUUUGGCACAUGAGCUUCCUUUUGAAAGUUCUACCAACACACGUACCAAUUGAUGUGACGGCUUUCAACGAAGAAUUCGAAGCGCUAGAGCUAGAAAUGCAACGCAGAAUCGACACUCAGAAGAAUCAGUUUUCGAUUGAUUUCGCUCUCGGUAGAGAAGAUGAUUUCGACGAGAGAGAUGUGGCGCUUCAUGAGAGGGAGAGUUACAACGAUUUUUUGACGCAUUUGUCCAACAUGAAUGUCAAAAGCAUGGAACAUGAAAGAGAGCCCGAAACGCCAGCGGAGGAGCUUUUCGAAUGCGUCUCACAAACUAUGCUUUCUGGUUGCGAUCGAAACGCUGCAUCCGGCUGGGGAGCCACUGUAACCAUCAUUCAAAAGGACAAAAUCAUCACCCGCAAGCUGAAGGCGCGAAUGGACUAG